Rhodamnia argentea is the source of this 1649-nucleotide messenger RNA. RefSeq names its product cold-responsive protein kinase 1-like. Gene Ontology annotation, biological process: protein phosphorylation. Gene Ontology annotation, molecular function: protein kinase activity; ATP binding. The record is from RefSeq and is a predicted model, not a curated record. The transcript is spliced from 7 exons. Bases 270 to 1448 code for a protein of 392 amino acids. Lineage: Eukaryota; Viridiplantae; Streptophyta; Magnoliopsida; Myrtales; Myrtaceae.
GAGAAGAAGAAGGAGCGCGUCGCCCCCACGGACUCGGCUGCACUGCGUGUUCUGGCUGCGCUUCUGUCGUUGCCGUGCGCAUCUUGAGCUCGCUUGAACUUCUCACCACCUCUCCUCUCUCUCUCUCUCUCUCUCUUUGUCGGUGAAAGUGUCUGCAAUCUGCCUGAUAUCGUUUCUCUCGAGGUAAGUUUUUCAAGUGAUUCCUUUCGAAGCAUUGAUAAGAGUCAAGUUUGCCGACAAGGCUCGUAGCUGCUGUGUCUGACAUAGUUAUGAGUUGUUUUCGGUUCUUGUCCUGUAAUAAGGUGGAUUCGCGUACCGGAAGUACUUCAGAAGUCGAUGAAGAAAUUUCAGGUAUUCACAAUGUCAAACUCUUCAGCUACAAGGAGUUGAAAGCGGUGACGGAGGAUUUUAGUGAAGCAAAUAAAAUCGGAGAGGGUGGUUUCGGCGCAGUUUAUAAGGGGCGACUUAAAGGUGGAAAGAUUGCUGCAAUAAAGGUUCUCUCCGCUGAAUCAAGACAAGGAGUGAAAGAGUUCUUGACAGAGAUUAAUGUGAUAUCUGAGAUUGAGCAUGAAAACUUAGUCAAGCUUUAUGGAUGUUGCGUACAAAGUAAUCAGCGGAUUUUGGUUUACAACUAUCUAGAAAACAACAGCCUUGCUCAAACUCUUUUAGGUGGAAAUCGCAGCAACAUCCAGUUUAGUUGGCAAACAAGAUAUCGCAUUUGCAUUGGGGUUGGAAGGGGCCUUGCUUACCUCCAUGAGGAAGUACAGCCACACAUUGUUCAUAGAGAUAUCAAAGCUAGCAACAUUCUCCUUGACAAAGAUUUGACACCCAAAAUUUCAGAUUUUGGGCUCGCAAAGCUUAUUCCAGACAACGCUACGCAUGUUAGUACGCGCGUCGCUGGUACAUUAGGUUAUUUGGCACCAGAAUACGCGAUUGGGGGGCGUUUGACACGUAAAGCAGAUGUUUACAGUUUUGGAGUCCUCCUUGUGGAGAUAGUUAGUGGAAGGUGCAAUACAAAUACAAGACUCCCCCCUGAAGAGCAGUAUCUCCUUGAAAGAACGUGGGAACUCUAUGAGCGGAAAGAACUGGUUGGAUUGGUGGAUACAUCAUUGAAUGGUGAUUUUGAUGCUGAGGAGGCUUGUAAGUUCCUAAAGAUUGGACUCCUCUGCACCCAAGACAAUCCCAAGCGCCGGCCAUCCAUGUCAACUGUAGUUAAGUUGCUUACCGGUGAGAUAGGUGUUAAUGACAAUAAAAUUUCGAAGCCUGCAUUGAUCUCUGAUUUUAUGGACCUCAAAGUGCGGGGUCCUCCAACUUCAGCCGAAACAAAGAGCACUUCCUAUAACGUGACCUCCAGCUCAGAUAAUCGAGGGAAUUCUACCUUGUCAUCAUCAGGUGCCUCAACUUCUGGUACCAUGACCAACUCGGCAGUAUAUGACCAGAGCUUUUGAUCUCGUCUCCGCGUUGUCUUGUUUACAGUUUGGGUUGUAAAGUAGAUUCUUGUGAAAUUUUUACCAGUUUAUCGAGGUUUGUUGGCUUGUGUAAAUUGUUCAUGUUGCUGCGUAUGACAUUUGCUUUAUGCUAAGUGACAUAGUUAGAGGCUUCCCCGUGUAAAUUUACCCUAUUGAAUUAAUUCGAGGGCGAGUUCCGCC